This is a messenger RNA of Boeremia exigua, 1322 nucleotides long. Its product is annotated as mycothiol-dependent formaldehyde dehydrogenase. The record is from RefSeq and is a predicted model, not a curated record. The coding region runs from base 244 to 1299 and encodes 351 amino acids. Gene Ontology annotation, molecular function: zinc ion binding; oxidoreductase activity. NCBI's taxonomy places the organism in Eukaryota, Fungi, Ascomycota, Dothideomycetes, Pleosporales, Didymellaceae. The transcript is spliced from 4 exons.
UCGACACGGGAUGGCGGCUCUCGGGGCGAAGGAAGCUAGCUUCAGCCUUGCAGUUCCCCCACAAUUUCGAAGUAGGCUUUACACGGACUCAUCUCCGUACCAUACAAAUCAUAGCCUCCCACCUCACUUUGAAGGCACAACUAAUAUGCAAGUCAUGGAGUGACCCCGCUCGUAGGCUUUAAAUGCAGUGCGCGGUCCUCGACGUACUCACCCUACACACAACCCAAUUCAGCGGCCUCCGUUAUGACCGCCACAACCAUGAAAGCCGUACGAGUCAUGGCGUACCAUGCGCCCAUGGAGAUACACGAUGUUCCAGUACCAACAGUAGAGUCCCCACUCGACGUCAUUGUCCGGGUUGGUGCUGCUGGUGUAUGCCGUACUGACAUCCAUAUUUGUGACGGCGAAUGGAAAGAGAAAUCAAACGUCGAACUACCGUAUACUAUUGGCCAUGAGAACGCGGGGUGGGUGCACGAAGUUGGUGCCUCGGUUGGCAACGUCCAAGUUGGUGACAAGGUGAUCCUGCAUCCACUCGUCACGUGUGGGCUAUGUACGGCUUGUCGAUCCGGAGACGACGUUCACUGUGAGGACAGUAAAUUUCCAGGCAUCAAUGUUGAUGGUGGCUACGCUGAAUACAUCCGUACAACAGCAAGGAGCGUAAUCAAGCUGGACGAGAAACUCGAGCCCUCAGAUGUCGCUGCUCUUGCAGAUGCGGGAUUGACCGCCUAUCACGUCGUUGCGAAAGCAGCGAGGAUAUUGCGGCCAGGCGAUUACUGCGUCAUAGUUGGCGCCGGAGGUCUUGGACACAUUGGCAUUCAAUGCAUGAAGGCGAUGAAUGCGGCCACCUUGAUUGUUAUUGACAGUAACCAAGCCGCUCUCGAUCUUGCAUCAUCCAUUGGAGCCGACCACACAGUACAAGUCAACGAAGACGAGUCCUUCAUCGAGGCAGUCAUGAAACUCACGCAAGGCAAGGGUGCUGCAGCCGUUAUUGACUUUGUUGCCGAAGGCGGUUCUACGAAGUCUGGUGUCAAGAUGCUGCGAAGAGCAGGAAACUACUAUAUCGUAGGAUAUGGCGAGAACCUAAAUAUCCCUACGAUUGAUAUUGUCUCAACAGAGAUAAAUUUUGUGGGGAAUCUAGUGGGCAGCUACAACGAUCUUGCUGAGUUGAUGGUACUGGCAGCGCAAGGAAAGGUUAAGCUGCACACAUCGAAGUACAAGCUCGCAGACUAUGAUUCUGCCAUACAGGAUCUGAGGGACGGAAAUGUAAGAGGAAGGGCGAUCCUGAUACCACAGAGUGUAUAAAUCCAACGAGACUGCCAUUCGAU